Messenger RNA from Staurois parvus, 285 nucleotides. The record is from the annotation of a GenBank genome assembly. Lineage: Eukaryota; Metazoa; Chordata; Amphibia; Anura; Ranidae.
UCAGUGACCCCAUCAGUGUCGCCUAUAAGUGCCCAUCAGUGCUGCCUAUCUGUGCCACCUCUUCAGAGCCGCCUAUCAGUACUCAUCAGUGUUGCCUAUAAGUGCCCAUCAGUGCUGCCUAUCAUGUGGCCCCAGAAGUGCCACCUGUCAGUGCCCAUCAGUGCCACAUCAAUGCCACAUAUCAGUGCACGUCUGAGCUGCCUUUCAAUGUCACCAUCAGUGCCAGUCAGUGCCACCUAUCAAUGUCAAUCAGUGCCACCUAUCACUGCUGCCAAUCAGUGCCAC